UCCCCAAAGCGCCCAUAGGUGACCCCUAAAGACGGUUCGCUAUUCGCUAGACCCAGAAAACCCCACGAAAGCAUGCAAAUCAAGGGGCUCCAACCUCCGCGUUCACUUCAAGAACACGCGUGAAACUGCCCAGGCCAUCAAGGGCAUGCACAUUCGAAAGGCCACCAAGUACCUGAAGGACGUCACUCUGAAGAAGCAGUGCGUGCCAUUCCGCCGCUACAGCGGUGGCGUCGGUAGGUGCCCCCAGGCAAAACAGUGGGGCUGGGCACAGGGUCCCUGGCCCAAAAAGAGUGCUGAAUUUUUGCUGCACAUACUUAAAAAUGCCGAGAGCAAUGCUGAACUUAAGGGUUUAGAUGUAGACUCUCUGGUCAUUGAGCACAUUCAGGUGAACAAAGCUCCCAAGAUGAGGCGUAGAACCUACAGAGCUCAUGGGCGGAUUAACCCAUACAUGAGCUCUCCCUGCCACAUUGAGAUGAUCCUCACCGAAAAGGAGAAGAUUGUUCCUAAACCAGAAGAGGAGGUUGCACAGAAGAAAAAGGUAUCUCAGAAGAAACUGAAGAAACAAAAACUUAUGGCCCGGGAGUAAAUUCAGCAUAAAAUAAAUCUAAGUAAAAGUAAAA
Molecule: messenger RNA, 620 nt
Organism: Myotis daubentonii (Daubenton's bat)
Lineage: Eukaryota; Metazoa; Chordata; Mammalia; Chiroptera; Vespertilionidae
Product: large ribosomal subunit protein uL22-like
Exons: 1
Coding region: 146-586 (146 amino acids)
Source: RefSeq, a predicted model, not a curated record